Messenger RNA from Sturnus vulgaris (Common starling), 1889 nucleotides. RefSeq names its product V-set and transmembrane domain containing 5 (gene VSTM5). Gene Ontology annotation, biological process: positive regulation of excitatory synapse assembly; filopodium assembly. NCBI's taxonomy places the organism in Eukaryota, Metazoa, Chordata, Aves, Passeriformes, Sturnidae. The record is from RefSeq and is a predicted model, not a curated record. Gene Ontology annotation, cellular component: axon; plasma membrane; dendrite.
GCUGAUGAGACCGCUGCAGGGCUGCCGAGGCCGGGGCGUCGUCGUGGGGACCGUCACCCUCUGCCUGGCCGCCGGGUGGGCUCUGCAGACUCCUGGAGGAGUAUCAUUAGUUGUCCCACAACCCAACAUCAAUGCAACAGUGGCACAAAACAUCCUCCUCUCAGUUGAAUACUCUUGCCGAGGCGUGGCCACCAUUGAGUGGAAGCAUGUGUCAAGCUGGGGCACCACCAGCAUUGUGGAGUGGAGAAGUGGGAAUUAUGUCAACAUAUCCACAGUCUACAAGGACAGAGUGACUACUUUUGAAAAUGGCUCUAUACAGCUUCAGAACGUGGGCAUGAGAGAUGCUGGCUACUAUUUUGUCACUGUAAUGGAGGAGCAUGGAACCAAUGCCUAUGGCACCAUUGUAGUCAAUGUUUACGAGAUUAUCUAUGAAGAUUUGCAUUUUGUAGCAGUUCUCUUUGCAUUUCUCGCUGCAGUAUCUGCCAUUCUAAUCUGCUUCAUGUGGCUGUGUAAUAAAUCUUUGCAUCUAUUUCAAAAGAAGACAACACACAAACUAACAGCAAGUACAACAGAAGAGAUUGAACUGGAAACCAUUGAGUGUUAGCCAAGGAUUGUAUCAUAAUAAAAAUAACAAUUCUACCUCAGGAGAAAGUAUUGUCCAAGAAAGCAAGAACAAACCUAGAAGGUAAAAUGUUUGUGACUACUGCAGAAACAUCCUGACUUGCAAAGUAAUUAAAUCAGCAGUGUCUGAUGGAGCUGUUUUGACCUGUUAAGUUUUUGGUUCUGCUAGUCAAGGUCAGAGUAAAAAAGAGUAUGCUUUCAUGCUGAGCAUGAACACAUUUUUGUGGUUAGCUAAUAAAAUCUACAGCCUCUACCACUCUUAAAAUCAACCAACCUACCAACCAAGUCUCUAAGAUCAACCCAUAAAGGAAAUUAUCAUGGUCUUGAAGGACACCUGCAUUUUGGUUACAGCAAGUCUCCUAUUACAGACAGAGUGGUCAUUAGCAUCCAUCAACAUAAUAAAUUAAAUAUCUAAUUACAGUAUUACAUUAAAAAAUUAAUUGCAAGCAUCGAAUCCUGUUUAUUGCACCUAUGCUGCUACUUUUGGGUGUAAGCAAUUUCCUGAAGCUCUGAAGACAAACAGCAAUUUUUCAUGAGACAAAACUAACUUUGAAAGAACGCCGAGCUGGUCAAAGUUCUCCCGCUUGUGUUUCUAAUUGUUUACACUGCCCCAAGAUGGACGUUAACACACAUUUGAUGACAUUGCUAGAGCAGGUGGUUGUACAAGGAACAGUGCAGUCAGGCACUAAAGUGGACACUGUCUAUAAAGAUUAGAGAGGUCAGAUAAAAUACUGACACACAACACCAGUGGGGUGGCAAAGUACUAAACAGUUUUGUUGUGAAAGAUGUCAAGUCCUUUGCAAACUUAGUCCUGUGAUGAACAAUCUAUCUGAGAAGUUAAAACAGCAUUACUUCGAAAUACAGUAUUUACAAAUACAGUUUAAAAUUGCUCUUGUUGAGAAGCCACCUUUGCUUUCCCUAUGCUGUAAGAAAACAUUAAAUGACCCAACUAAUGUUUUCUUGAAUCUGCAUAUUGCACGUAUUGCAAUUCUCCACCUGUAGAUCUGUUGCGUGGACUAACAUUUGUGUUUGUCAGUGAGAGAGCAGUUAACUGACCGAGUUCCAAAUUAUUCUGUUUUGCUUUUCUAAUGAGAAUUUUGCAGUGUGAAAUAAACUUUGAACUUGGAAGACACCAUGGACUAGUCUGUGCCUGUAGAUUGCCACAUGGUUGUUUGAGUCAAACUGCUGCUACCUCCUUUCUCACACUUAUCUCACUUGCUUGCAAAAACCUUUUACAGGACAGGCUGACAGAGCUUUCCCUCUGGUCA